Messenger RNA from Protopolystoma xenopodis, 291 nucleotides. The record is from the annotation of a GenBank genome assembly. Lineage: Eukaryota; Metazoa; Platyhelminthes; Monogenea; Polystomatidea; Polystomatidae.
AUGAGCAUGUUGCGAAAACAAGGUCAAACAACCUUCUCUCCUUUCGUGCAUCACUUGACGUCUUAUGCCCACCAAAAUACGCUGCUCCCAUAUCCAAGACGACGCCACGACGACAGGUCGCGAGCACAUCGUCUGGUGGCUAGUAUCUGUGGUCGAAUUGGUAUCACAGCUCUCAGACACCCUUCCGAGUCGGCUGUUGUGGUCCAGACGGAUUUAGUGUCAUGUGACCUCUGGGUCAUGUCUGUCUUCAGCUCAGAGGGCCAGACGAGAAUGCCGAAGAGACGACCCUAA